This is a messenger RNA of Betta splendens (Siamese fighting fish), 2507 nucleotides long. It is a transcript of the gene dmtf1, whose product is annotated as cyclin D binding myb-like transcription factor 1. Gene Ontology annotation, biological process: regulation of transcription by RNA polymerase II. Bases 178 to 2115 code for a protein of 645 amino acids. Gene Ontology annotation, cellular component: nucleus. The transcript is spliced from 17 exons. NCBI's taxonomy places the organism in Eukaryota, Metazoa, Chordata, Actinopteri, Anabantiformes, Osphronemidae. Gene Ontology annotation, molecular function: RNA polymerase II cis-regulatory region sequence-specific DNA binding; DNA-binding transcription factor activity, RNA polymerase II-specific. The record is from RefSeq and is a predicted model, not a curated record.
GUAGUGGGAGCGGGGAGAACGUAACGUGCGCGAAACCAUCAUCAAAACAGUAACAAAGCGUCAAAACGGCGUCCAAACGGCACAGACGCCACAAGCUUCGUGUUGUCCUCUUAACAUGGCGUCGGAGAUGUUUUCGUCUCAUUUGGCUGGCCGCUGUGUGGAUGCUAAAGGUGCAGGAUGAGCUCGGCAGCGGAGGAUGAGGAGGCUGCAGCACUCGAAACAAUCAAGUCUGUCACACUCACUCAGGACAGCGAUGGGAGCAUCAUACUGCACUGCCCUCCCAGUGAUGAGGACUCUCAGCCCCUGCAGAAGAAACUGCGUCUGUCAACAGAAGAACAGGAAGACUCAGACACACAUCAGUUCUCCGUGGUCACUUUACCAAUGUCAGAGAGUGAUGAGGGCUUCGAGGUGACGAUGACGGCCACGGCAGACGGGGAUCUCUCUGAGGAGGGCGUCGCUCAGAUUCAAAUUCUGCAGGAAGACGACAACUCUCUGUCGCCCAGUCAGAAGACAGAGGUUUCACCUGUUAGCCAGGCCUGGUUCACUACAAAAGAAGACAAAGACACACUAGCUAAUAAAGGUCAUAAGUGGAAGCAGGGCAUGUGGUCUAAAGAGGAGAUUGAUAUUCUGAUGAGCAACAUCGAUCGAUAUGUGAAGGGCAGAGGCAUCGAAGACCCAGCGGAGAUUAUUUUCGAGAUGUCCAAAGAGGAGAGGAAGGAUUUCUACCGGUCUGUGGCAUUGGGACUAAACAGGCCACUGUUCGCAGUCUACAGACGGGUUCUGCGAAUGUACGACAACCGCAACCACGUUGGAAAGUAUACACCUGACGAGAUAGAGAAACUCAAAACGUUGAGAGAGAAGCAUGGGAACGACUGGGCAACAAUUGGAGCAGCUCUGGGUCGCAGUGCCUCCUCUGUCAAAGACCGCUGCCGACUGAUGAAGGACACAUGCAACACAGGUAAAUGGAGUGAGGAGGAGGAGCGGCGUCUUGCUGAGGUCGUUUACGAGAUGGCUGGCGUGUCGCCGGGAUCGGCAGUCACCGGAGGCGUCUCGUGGGCGACGGUGGCCGAUCAGGUCCGCACGCGUUCAGAGAAGCAGUGUCGGUCGAAAUGGCUGAAUUACCUGAACUGGAAGCACAGCGGAGGCACAGAGUGGACGAAGGAGGACGACCUGAACCUGAUACGCAGGAUAUCAGAGCUGGAAGUGGAGGAUGAGAACGAAAUCAGGUGGGAGGAUCUUGCGGGCGGGUGGAGCAGCGUUAGAUCGCCUCAGUGGCUGAGAUCUAAGUGGUGGAGCAUUAAGAGACAAGUGGCCAAUCACAAGGAGAUCCCCUUCAGCGUUCUCCUAAAAGGCCUACAGGAGCUGAUGUCCUCACAGACAGCAUCUGGACCAGGCAGUCCGUCGUCCUCCUCUGUUCAGAUUCGACUGACCCGACUGGAGGAAAGCGGUGGCAGUCCUGCUCCCAGCUCAGUCGCGUCGCUGCAGAUUCCUGUUCAGAUCCCUCUGCAGAUCACACACCUGGCUUCAGAUUCAUCAGUAGCCACCAGCGACAGCGAAACCAUCACUCUGAACACAGGAGCCCUCCAGACCUUUGAGAUUCUACCUUCCUUCCACCUGCAGCCCACCGGCACCCCUGGGACCUACUACCUCCAAACGAUGCCCAAUCAGGGGCUUCCGCUCAGUUUAACCAAUAACAGCACAGUUACCCUGACGACCGCCUCCUCUCCCUCAUCACAUGAACACAUCAUCCUGCACAGCCUGUCGACCGACAGCCUCUGCUCCAGCGAUGGAGUUAUCAUUCAAACAGUCACCUCUGAUCCCGCCUCUUCAGACCCUCUCAGCCAGUCACAGCUGGUGGUGGAAACAGAGGGGCAGAGUCAGGAAGACCGCCUGGAGGCCACAAGUCUCCUGGAAAGUUCAGAGAGCGUUGUUGUGGAAACUCCGGAGUCGUUGACAGAUGACUUCACUGAUAAGGAGCUGAGUGCUUCCUCAGUCGAGGGUCCAGUGGUGCAUUCUGGGAUAACGUCGGAUAGCACCGUGUUGAUUGUGUCUCCUCCCAACAUCAGUAGCACAUUAACAGAUCCAAUCUUGGAAAACCAGGAAGGGCCCGACUGAGCUGGAAGCUGAUCAAGGCGGGGGGAGUAAAGGAUGAACUGCAGGUGGAGUCCCCUUCAAGAUGUAUUGUAGCUGCUAGACAGCGCCUCAGUGAAUUAAAGACUCAGACUGCUUUCGUUUAAAACCAGGACGCAAAACCUUUAAGCAAACUUUUGUCAUAAAUGAAAUUGAUCUUCUGCAUCUGAAUCCCUGGAUUAAAUGUGAAUGCUGGACCUCAAUAAACACCAUCAGUCUUCAGUGCCAAAGAGACUCUAGGCUGUGAUGGAAGUUUGGACACUUCAGUAAGCCAAAAUGUGAAGUGACCUUUAACCCUUAAUGUGUUCAUAUAAUUAUGUAAAUAUGAAGAGAAUAUUCUCUGGUGAAUGGAUCAUUAAAUAAAACCUCAGGAGACA